AUGGGUUCCCAUGUCGAUGCCGACCCCACCCAGGCGGUUGACGGGCUUGUCCGGGCCAUCCGCGACCUGACGUCCGACCCCAACUACAAGUUGGUGGCCGACGUCUUCAGCGAGUUCCUGUACGUCAAGGAGCAGAACAACAAGCUCUCGAGCUCGCAUCAGGUGGUCUUGGAGGAGUACCGCAAGUUCCGAAAUGAGCUCGAAAAGCAGAAGGAAGAGCUCGAGAACGAGAAGAAGGAGAUGGAGCUCGUGGUGCAGGAGAAGGUGCAGGAGAUCAUGCAGCUCAGCGCCGUCAGGACGCGGUUAGAGAGCGACCUCGAAGACACGCAAAGGACGCUCGAGGACAAGAUCAACGAGGCAGCCGAGGCGGCGGCGACGGCUGCUAAGGAAUAUGCAGACCUCCAAGAAGCCACGGCCAAGGCAUACGCCGAGCUCGAGGAGAAGACGGCCAAGGAGUACGCCGACUUGCAGGAGAAGACGUCCAAGGAGUACGCCGACUUGCAGGAGAAGACGGCCAAGGAGUACGCCGACCUGGAGGAAAAGACGGCCAAGGAGUAUGCGGAUCUCGAAGCGGCAAAGGCUGCGGUGGAGGAGGAGAAGCGACUUGGCGAGGAGGCGGCGGCCGCCGCCGCCGCCCAGGCCGCCGACGAGAUUGCGGCGCUCACCGCGGCCAAGACCAACCUCGAGGAGAUCAAGGCCAACAACGAGGCCGAGAUCGAGUCGCUCAAACAGAACGUGGCCGACCUGGAGGCGGCGAAGGCGGAGCUCGAGCAGAUCAAGGCUGACAACGAAGCCGAGAUUGCGUCCUUGAAGGAGACGAUCGCGAAUCUGGAGGAGGACAAGCGGAAGCUCGAGGAGGAGCUCGAGGCGGCGAGGCAGGAGAUCGCGUCGCUCAACGACACCAUCGCCCAGAAGAACAACGAGAUCGAGAGUCUGCAGGAAUCACUGCGUGCGGCCGAGGAGCAGAUCGCCUCCCUGCAGCAGACGGUCGAGGAGAAGAACGCCGAGAUCGAGGAUCUGCACGGCAAGCUCACGGCCGAGGGCGCGCGGGCCGACAAGGCGGAGGCACACGGCCGGGACCUGCAGGCGCGGCUGGACGAGACGACGCAGGACCUCCAGAUAACCAGAGGCAAGCUCAGCGACCUCGAGCAGUACCGCAUCGUCCUGAAGAGCGACAACGAUGACACCUACGUCACGGUACUCGACAAAAUCUGGACGACAAUCGUGACCCUGGUGGAGAGCACGUUCCGGCCCGACAUUGACGAGCAGACGCUGGCGGACCCGUCGUGCUGGAGCAACCUGCGCAACUCGCCGUACCUCAAGCACGCGACGCAGCUGCAGAUCCCGCUCCCGCAGUCCAACACGCCGGCGGCCAAGGGGAUGCGCAUCAGCGCGGUGCUGGCGGUGCUGUCGCGGGCGAUGCACAAGCACCUCUUCCGGCCCGUGUACCUGCUGGACGACGACGACGAGAACCUGGUCAAGUUCCUCCGGGCGCUGGAGGACGAGGACCCGACGCGGGAGGCGCACGUGCGGGCCACGCUGCUGUCCAUGAUGCCGGACCGGCAGGCGGAGCAGGGGGCGCGGCGGGUCAAGAUGGUGGUGCGCGAGGUGUCGUGGCUGGUGCAGCACCUGCUCACGGCGCUGCAGUUCGAGGCCUUCUGCACCGGGCUCGAGGCCGCCUGCAGGGUCGCGUGCGAGCAGUGGAGGCGCAUCCAGCUCGCCAACGUCAAGAUCGAGCCCUACUUCGGGCCCCCCUACGACGACUUCGACUGGCAGGUGCUGGAGCUGCCCGAGUUCGCCGAGGCGGCCGAGCGCGACGCCGGCAUCCCCCACACGCGCGACGACGGGGACGAUGCCAUCGCCGACGACCGGCUCGAGACGGUCGAGAUGGUCGGCGGCGCCGCCGACGCGGCGGACAACCACAGCUUCCGCGACAGCGCCGGCGCCGGCGCCACCGCCUCGUCCCUGCACGGCCCGGACGACGAGAUGCUGGACGGCGACGUCGACCCGGACGAGAUCCUGCUCGUCGUCUGGCCCAGCAUGUGCGCCGUCGAGGGCGGCGAGCUCAUGUCCAUCACGCAGGGCCUCGUCAUCUCCAAGGAGCAGGCCCGGCCGGCCCUCGAGGAGCAGCGGUCGCGGUCCCGCAUCAUCCCGCGGCCCGGCUCGCGGCGCGCCCGCACCAUGUCGAUGCCCGGCCAGAGCAGGGGCAACAGCCCCGCGCGCGGCAGCAGGUCGCACUUCCUCGCGCAGUCGCAGACGGCGUCCGAGCUCAUGGACGGCGCCGACAAUGUCUGA
Messenger RNA from Thermothelomyces thermophilus ATCC 42464, 2295 nucleotides. RefSeq lists its product as uncharacterized. Lineage: Eukaryota; Fungi; Ascomycota; Sordariomycetes; Sordariales; Chaetomiaceae. The record is from RefSeq and is a predicted model, not a curated record. The transcript has 2 exons. The coding region runs from base 1 to 2295 and encodes 764 amino acids.